Helianthus annuus (common sunflower) is the source of this 429-nucleotide messenger RNA. RefSeq lists its product as uncharacterized. Lineage: Eukaryota; Viridiplantae; Streptophyta; Magnoliopsida; Asterales; Asteraceae. The record is from RefSeq and is a predicted model, not a curated record. The coding region runs from base 1 to 429 and encodes 142 amino acids. The transcript has a single exon.
AUGGGCAGCCUCGCGGCUGAAUUUGCAGUGAAAGAUCUUGGACCUCUCAGUUAUUUCUUGGGUAUUACGGUUACUCGUACUGGUUCCCAAAUGUUUCUUUCGCAACAAUCUUAUGCUCUUGACAUUGUCAAUCGAGCGGGCAUGGCCACAUGCAACCCUGUUGCAACUCCAGUGGACACAAAACCGAAGCUUGGCACAACAUCUAGUGUUCCUUUUGAUAACCCCACAUUAUACCGAAGCCUUGCUGGUGCACUUCAGUAUCUCACGUUUACUAGGCCUGACAUCAGUUAUGCGGUUCAACAAAUCUGCAUUCAUAUGCAUAACCCAAGCUCCGCUCACUGGAACGCUUUAAAGCGUAUUAUUCGUUACAUUCGCGGCACAUCCACUUAUGGUCUCACUCUCUCACCAUGUUCUGACAUCUCUCUUUGA